AGAAGGAACAUGAUGCCUGCUAGAGAGGCAGAGGGUCAGUAGGGAAUGAGAUUGGAAGGGAGUUCAGAGAUCACUUUGAAACAACCCAGAAUUAAUUUCUGCAUCUGGCUACAGUAGGAGGAAGUGCCAGAAUAUAGAGUUGUUGGCACUCUCACAGACACCAACCUCUUAAAACUCUUCUCCAGCUGAGCAGUGAAUCCUGUGAUGUCUUGGAAGCAGGGACAGAAGAAGAGAGGAAGUACGGGCAGGAGAGUGGAGGGAUUGCCAGUCCACCAGCAGGAUCCACUGGGACAGCUGAGCAGAUGAUGAUGGCUGCCUUGAGAGAGCAGGCUCUGGCUGGAGAGAGAAUGUUCAGGAUGUCCAGCUGCCUCCUAAAGCCGACCAGGGUGGUGCUGAGCCAUAAGCCCUGGACCCUGUUUAUCUUCAUCUUUGUGUUCGUAUCCUUAACCUACAUCAAGUUGUCUUGGAGUGUCUGGGAGGACCCAAAGAGCAGAAGCCCUCUCCAUGGCUUGUGUGCUGAAAUCAGCUGUGCUCACUAUGUGCAUUCAUCCCUCAACAUUGCUGCUGGGCCUUCUCCUUCCACAGCAAAUGUGUUUUUUGUGGAGACCUCGGAGCAAACUACCCCAAGUUACCUCUUCUCCUGCUCUGUGGAGUCAGCGGCCAGGACACACCCCGCGUCAAGAGUCGUGGUGCUCAUGAAAGGCUUGCCCAAAGGGAACGUCUCCUUACCCAAGCACUGGGCUUUCUCCUUGCUGAGCUGCUUCCCCAAUGUGGAAAUCCAGUCCCUGGACUUGACAGAGCUCUUCUCUGGAACGCCUCUGGAGCAGUGGUACUUGCGGCCUCAGCUGCACCGAGAGCCUUAUUUUUUACCCGUCCUGUCUGAUGCCUGCAGGAUUGUUCUCAUGUGGAAAUUUGGUGGCAUCUACCUGGAUACAGACUUCAUUGUGCUUAAAAACUUACAGAACCUCACCAAUGCCCUUGGGAUCCAGGAUGACAAGGAACUGAAUGGGGCCUUUCUGUCCUUUAAGCCCAAGCACAAGUUCAUGGAGCUUUGCAUGCAGGACUUUGUGCAGAACUACAAUGGCUGGGUCUGGGGCCACCAGGGCCCAGAUCUCCUAACUCGUGUCUUCAAGAAAUGGUGCUCCCUCAGGACUAUCACGAGCAUGAGCUGCAAAGGUGUGAGUGCUCUUGCCCCAGAAGCUGUUUAUCCUAUUCCCUGGCAGAACUGGAAGAAGUUGUUUGAGGCAGUCAGUGCCUCGGAGCUUCACAAACUCCUUAGGAACACCUAUGCAGUGCACAUAUGGAACAAACUGAGCCACAGGACCAAGUUAGAGAUCCCCUCCCAGGCUCUGCUGGCCCAGCUCUAUUCCCAGUUCUGCCCUGCCACCUACACAAAGAUGAAGGAGGACUCUGAAGAGUUGUCAAAGCGGGCAGUGUGACCUGUGGGCCCUUCGCUACUGGGAUGUUCCCCAGACUGAAGGAAACCAAGUGCCUUUGACAUUCCCCACAGUUGGUUUCUAAACCCUGGAGCAGGUGUUCUGUGUGACAGCUCUCUGGUCUUUUACCCAAUAUUCCUGAUACCUGCCUCAGAUCCUUUGAGUUUCAUAUGUACAGCAGAACGUGAGGCCAGCCUCUCUUGCUGUCCUUCAGGAGACCUUUUGCUGCAGGGAAGGUUGAAUUCAUUCAUCAGCAUCUCUCAGCUGGUUCUCUCUUGGUGUUCUCCAAUGGCUCCUCUUGUCAAUCCCAGCCUGAGCUGCCCCUUGUGAUGUUUCAACAGCUGUAGGAACCCCUGCCUUGCUCUCUGUCACGUUUGAAAUUUUCACAGAAUAUUCUGUGUUUGAAUACGCACAACCAUCAUGGGUCCAACCCCAGGCCCUGCUAGGGGCAGGACACUGCACAUGAGACCAUGGUCCUUGGGUCUCUGAUCCUUCCCUGGGGAGCCUCUUCUGUGCCCCAGCACCCUCUGGGGGAAGAACCUUUUCUGAUAUCCACCCUAACCCUCCGCUGUCACGUCCAGCCAUUCCCUCGGGUCCUGUCCCUGGUCACACAGAGCAGAGCUCAGGGCCUGCCCCUCCUCUUCCCCUCAUGAGGAAGCUGCAGAACUGCAGUGAGCUCUGACCUCAGUCUGCUCUUCUCCAGCUGAACAGACCAAGUGCCCUCAGCCACUCCUCAUGUCACUUCCCCUUCAGGCCCUUCACCAUCUCCAAACCCUUUCUUUGGAUACUCUCUAACAACUUUAGGUCUUUCUUAUAUUGCAGCACCCCAAACCACACACAGUAUUCCAGGUGAGGCCGCCCCAGCCCAGAGCAGAGCAGGACAGUCCCUCCCUGGCCUGGCCGGUGAUGCUGGCCUGGUGCCCCCGGGGUACAGUUGGCCCUCCUGCCUGCCAGGGCACUGCUGGCUCAUGUCCAACUGGCCAUCAACCAGGACCCUCAGUUCCCUUUCCCUGGGACUGCUCUCCAGCCUCUCCUUCCCCAGUCUGUCUGUACAUCCAGAGCUGUCCCAUCCCAGAUGCAGAAUCCAGCCCUUGUCUUUGUUGAAUUUCACACCGUUGAUGAUUACCCAGCCCUGUCAUUUAUCCAGGGCUCUCUGCAGGGCCUCCUCACCCUGGAGGGAGUCAACUGCUCCUUCCAGUUUUGUAUCAUCUGCACACUUCCUUAGUAUCCCUCCCUGUCCUGCUUUCAAGCCUUUUAUGAGGAUUUUUACGAGAGCAAGGCCUAAGAUGGUACCCUGUGGAAGGCCACAAGUGACAGGCUGCCAGUCUACUGUCACCCCAGUUACUGUCAUUCUUUGUGCUUGACCCAUGAGCAUCCAUCACAUGAUGUGUUUAUCCAGCUGUGUGCUGCACACUGAGAUAGAUGAUAUCCAAAGCUUUACUGAAAUCCAAAAAGAUUACAUCUACUCAUAUUUUUUUGAUGAACUGGGUGGGUUACCUUAGCAUAAAAGGAACUUAGUUUUGAUAAGCAGGACUUUCCUCUCAUGAAGAUGUCCUGGCUGCAACCAAUGACUCUGUUGUCCUUCAAGUGUUUCUCAGUACCUUGCAGAAUAAUCAUCAUCAUCUCCAUAAUUUUCCCAGGCACUGGAGUGAGACUGACAGACCUGUAGCUUCCAGGGUCGUCCUUUUUUGCCCUCUUUGAAAACUUGGGACCUCUCCAGAUUCCUAAGACUGUCCAAAAAAUUAUCAAGAGAUGGCCUCAAAAUGGAUCAGCCAACUCUUUAUGUUUUCUCAGAUUAAUCCCAUCACACCCAAUAGAUUUACAAGGAUCCAGCUGGAGCAGCAGAUUCCUCGUACCUUCGGGGUUAACUCAGAGUUUAUCAUUCUCAUAGUCACAGUCUUCUACCUCAGGGUUCUGGGACCUCCUUAGUCCAUCCAUCAUCAGUGUUGAAGACAGAGGCAAAGAAAACAUUAAACCUCUCUACGUUGUCCAUGGCACUGUUUGUGAGGUGACCAUCCUCAUCCUGUAACAGGCUGAUGUCAUUUCAGCACUGCCUUUUGCCAUUAAGGUAUUUUUAAACCCUUCUUUUUAUUGUCCCUCACAUUUCUAGUGGCUUCAAUUGCAAUGGAGCUUUGGCCACACAAAUUCUCCCCAUACAACAGUGAGCAGCAUCUCCAUAUUCCUUCCACAUAACCUGACCUUGCUUCCACUGGGCACACACCUUCCUUUUUUACCUUAUGUUCUAAAGAAGAUUCCUGUUCAGCCAAGGUGGGCUUCUGCCUCAUCUACUUGAUUUCCAGUUUUUAGGAAUUGCCUGUUCCUGUGCCCUCAGGAGCUGGUGCUUAAAAAGUGACCAGCACUGAUGGACCCCAGGACCUUCAAAAGCAUUUUCCCAGCGGACUUUACUUACUGGUUCCCUGAGCAGCCUGAAGUCUGCUCUUCCCAUUGUCCAGGGUUGAAGUUUUGUCAGCACUUUUGCUCCUGUGACCAGGAAUUUUAAACUCAAUGGCUUCAUGGUCGCCGUGGCCAAGACAGCCACCAAUCUCCCAAGAGAAUCACAAGAUCCUCUCUGUUGACAAGCAACAAAUCAAGGAAGGCAUCUUUCCAAGUCAGCCCUCUUAAUACCUGUACCAUGAAGUUACCAUCCAAGUGUUUUAGAAAUGCAUAGGGAGUAUAAGAAAAUUGUGUUAAGAAACAGAAAAUAUUUUGAGGUCUGCUGUGGAUCUGAUUAUCAUCUCCCCACUUAAACGUUUUCCCUGUGUGUCCAGUGUGGAAUUGCAUUUUAUGGAAAUGGUUUGUUCUGGCUCACCCCUGGAAAGUGUAUGGUUUAUCUCAAGUCUGUAACCUCCCUGCAGUAUUGUGUAUCUGUAACUAUUGGCUAAAGAAUCUUACCGUGCCCACUUUGAACCUCUGUGUUAAGGGUGCAAACGGACAAGGCUCGCUCUCUUUUGCCCUGGCAGUCUCCGGAGACUGCUCUCUCUCCUUCCCUCUCUCCCCUUCCCUCUCUCCCCUUCCCUCUUUCCCCUUCCCUUCCCCCUCUCCCUCAGUGACCAUGCUGCCUUCCCGGGGUAAGACUCUGAAUAAACCCUCAUCUCAUCAGCACCCCACAACAGUCCAGGUCAUUGUAUUGUAAUAAUGAAUUUGAAAUUAACUUCUUAUGAAA
This is a messenger RNA of Prinia subflava (tawny-flanked prinia), 4599 nucleotides long. RefSeq names its product lactosylceramide 4-alpha-galactosyltransferase-like. The coding region runs from base 303 to 1439 and encodes 378 amino acids. Gene Ontology annotation, molecular function: galactosyltransferase activity. The record is from RefSeq and is a predicted model, not a curated record. Gene Ontology annotation, biological process: glycosphingolipid biosynthetic process. NCBI's taxonomy places the organism in Eukaryota, Metazoa, Chordata, Aves, Passeriformes, Cisticolidae. The transcript has 4 exons.